AUGUUAGAGCAAAUCAGAAUCUUGCAACAGCGCAUCAACGAUCUUCAAAAUCCUUCGACCCCGCGCCAGCCUCAACAGCGCAUGCCUUCGUCGAGCUCUGCGGCGCCAAGUCAGAUGCCUUUGGGACCGCUCUUGUCCUACUUUCACUCUCAGCAGACUUCAGGAACGAAUGUAAGCGCGUCUAGCGCAAUGGCCGCCGAGGUUCCGCCGAUUGUCCUGCAAGCAUUGGCCCAUAACUUCCUACACAAUGCGUCGUCCUUCGGUUUUUUCCUUGACACGCAGGCCUUCCACGAGGCCAUCCAAAACCAGACGCUCCAGUCGAAUCUGCCCUCGGUGCUUCUGAACGUGAUGCAUCUGUGGGGUAUCCACCUCUCGACUGAUGCCCGUAUUGCCCGAUACGAGCCGGCGCUUUUGGCGCGGGCAUUGGACAGCACCGCUUCUUCGCUGACGAGCACCCACCCACGGACCCUUCUCCAUGGCGCACAAGCGGAAGUUCUGCUGGCGACGUACUUCCUGCGCAACGGGCGGAUGGUGGAGGGUCGGUACCACAUCAGCGCCGCGGUGGGCAUCGUUCUCAGCGGGCGGUGGAACCAAAUCCAGCCAGCCUCGAACCUGGAUGAGCUGCGCGAGAGGAGAGAGCAAGUCGCCGCGUUCUGGAAUGUCCUGACCAUUGAUGGGGUCUGGGCGGGCAUACACGACUGGGCGCCGAACGUCAUUGUCGGGCCAGGGGGAUUAGACAUCCAAACCAGCCUGCCGGCAGACGAUUCCAAUUUGCGUGCCCAGGCAAGUGUUUUCCCCGUCGGGAGUGAUGGCGGAACGCUGGCUCGGUUCAUGGCUGACUUGCCGGACCACCCAGACUCACCUGCGGCGCUGCACGCAAAAGCAGGGAUACUAUUGGCCACCGCAGCGAUGGGCCGGCCAGGAAGCCCUGUCGACGCUGCCCUUGAUAGACGCGUCGCGGGCUUCGUAGCUGGUCUGCCGGCCAUUCAGUCGAAGACGACACUGAUCACGCAUCUCCUCGCCCGGCUUGCGACGAUUCGCCUCCACCUGUCCGUGGGCGCUCCAGACUCCCGGGCGAAGGUCCUUGCCGCAGCCAGAGAGGUGGUGGGCAUCCUCAUGGACCCUGCUGUCGCGGAGGAGGUCAAGGGCGGCAUUGUCGACCCCAUCAUUGCGCCGAUCCUCGCACGCACCGCUCGUGUGUUUAUUACGGAGCUGGCUGCGGUCCGCGCUUCGGGCUCCAACGGAGGCGGCCAAGGCCUGCUCGAACAGCUCAAGUUCCUUGUCCAGGUCAUGCAGAUUAUGGCCCCCCGAUUUACGCUGAUGGCGAGCCAGCUUGAAACGAUACGUCAAGCCUGUGGCUCCGCCCGAAUUCCUCUCGCUUGA
Mycena indigotica is the source of this 1383-nucleotide messenger RNA. Its product is annotated as Zn(2)-C6 fungal-type domain-containing protein. Bases 1 to 1383 code for a protein of 460 amino acids. The transcript has 8 exons. The record is from RefSeq and is a predicted model, not a curated record. Gene Ontology annotation, cellular component: nucleus. NCBI's taxonomy places the organism in Eukaryota, Fungi, Basidiomycota, Agaricomycetes, Agaricales, Mycenaceae.